CAUUAUAUUAUUGCUUAGGCCCUUGCCUCUAGCUCAAAACAAAUUAAAAUUAGGAACAUGGGGUACAAGUUCCUUGGUCAUUCACUAUCUUACUUACACUGUACACUCUUCCUCCUGGUUUGUACAUCCUUGGUUGGCAAUAAGCUUACCCUUGCUAAGCAUACUGGCAUAACUCGGCGUUAUAACUUUGAGGUUAAGAUGCAAAAUGUGACAAGAUUAUGCCAAACAAAGAGCAUUGUGACCAUCAAUGGACAAUUUCCGGGGCCGAAAAUCGUCACAAGGGAAGGUGAUAGACUUGAAAUAACUGUCAUAAAUCAUGUAAAGUAUAAUGUUACUGUUCACUGGCAUGGAGUUAGACAAUUGAGAAGUGGGUGGGCCGAUGGACCUGCCUAUAUCACACAAUGCCCAAUUCAGAGUGGCCAAAGUUACGUUUAUAAUUUCACAAUCACAGGCCAAAGAGGAACCUUGUUUUGGCAUGCUCAUAUUUCGUGGCUUAGGGUCACUCUUUAUGGUCCCAUUAUCAUUCUACCAAAGCAUGGUGAUUUUUAUCCAUUUCCUCACCCUUACAAGGAAGUUCCAAUCGUUUUUGGGGAAUGGUGGAAAACAGAUACAGAGGCAAUGAUCAACCAAGCAAUGAAAACAGGAUCAGCCCCUAAUCUUUCUGAUGCUUUCACCAUCAAUGGCCUUCCUGGACCCUUAUACAAUUGCUCGACUAAAGAUGUAUUCAAGCUCAAGGUGAAGCCAGGCAAGACAUACCUUCUCCGCUUGAUCAAUGCUGCACUUAAUGACGAACUUUUCUUCAGCAUUGCCAACCACACGCUCACUGUGGUCGAAGUAGAUGCCAUCUACACCAAGCCUUUUAAAACCAAUAUCAUCCUCAUAACCCCCGGCCAAACAACCAAUGUUCUUUUGACGACCAACAACUACCAUCCUAAUCCGUCAUUCCUAAUGGCAGCACGGCCUUAUGCCACCGGACCCGCGACUUUCGACAAUACAACCACUGCUGCCAUUCUUGAGUAUGCUCAUGAUCCAUCUCUGAAGCACACAAGGACUAAACCAAAAUUAAUAAAACCCAAACUACCAUUCUUCAAUGACACUUCUUUUGCAGCUAAAUUCACCAACAAACUAAGGAGCCUUGCAAACUCCAAAUUUCCUGCCAAUGUGCCUAAAAAGAUUGAUAGACAUUUCUUCUUCACUGUCGGACUAGGAUUACUCCCCUGCCCUAACAACCAAACUUGCCAGGGACCCAACAACACCAUGAUUGCAGCAGCAGUCAACAAUGUUUCCUUUAUACAACCUAAAAUUGCUUUACUUCAAGCACAUUUCUUUAGCCAAUCAAAUGGAGUAUUUACUACUGAUUUCCCAACUAAACCACCCUUUAGUUUUAAUUACACUGGUACUCCACCCAAUAAUCUUAUGCUUAACAAAGGUACUAAAGUCGUAACUUUACCAUUUAAUACAAGUGUUGAGCUAGUAAUGCAAGAUACUAGUAUUAUUGGUGCUGAAAGUCACCCUCUUCACCUUCAUGGCUUCAACUUCUUUGUCGUUGGUCAAGGGUUUGGUAACUUCGACUCUAAGAAAGAUCCUACAAAGUUUAAUCUAGUCGAUCCAAUAGAAAGAAAUACGGUUGGUGUGCCUUCUGGUGGGUGGGUUGCUAUCAGAUUUCGAGCCGAUAACCCGGGUGUUUGGUUUAUGCAUUGUCAUUUGGAAGUUCAUACAAGUUGGGGAUUGAAGAUGGCAUGGAUUGUAUCUGAUGGAAAUGAGAAGAAUCAAAAAUUGCUACCACCACCUUCUGAUCUACCCAAAUGUUGAAUAUAAUUCAGUUUUAGUGGUGUUUUUUGUUUUAAAUUUAGCUUUCUGCUAUUAGUUCCUCCCUCAUUGUAUGGAUCUCUAUCUGCCUAAAGAGGCUAUGGUACUUGAGAGAAGUUUUUGCACUAGUGAAUGUAAUGUAAAAUUUAUACCAAAGUUUUGAAAUGAAAAUAUAAAAUUUA
This is a messenger RNA of Beta vulgaris subsp. vulgaris (sugar beet), 1991 nucleotides long. RefSeq names its product laccase-17. The transcript is spliced from 5 exons. Gene Ontology annotation, molecular function: hydroquinone:oxygen oxidoreductase activity; copper ion binding. The record is from RefSeq and is a predicted model, not a curated record. Gene Ontology annotation, biological process: lignin catabolic process. Lineage: Eukaryota; Viridiplantae; Streptophyta; Magnoliopsida; Caryophyllales; Amaranthaceae. Gene Ontology annotation, cellular component: apoplast. Bases 58 to 1812 code for a protein of 584 amino acids.